Molecule: messenger RNA, 602 nt
Organism: Cicer arietinum (chickpea)
Lineage: Eukaryota; Viridiplantae; Streptophyta; Magnoliopsida; Fabales; Fabaceae
Source: RefSeq, a predicted model, not a curated record
UUUCUAUAUAAAGGGGAGACAGAGGUUAGUAUUGAAAGCACAACUCGAUUAAUUCCCUCUUUUAGCACCUCAUCAAAUCAAUGGCACCUCAAGUAGAUUUGAGAGAGAUAGGUUUGGAAGGGUUUGAUCUAAUAGAUAAAUUCUACGGUGUAGCAGGAGGAUCAACCAGAACAAGGGUGAAGAAGAACAACAACAGGGUAUUUCCUGCACGACAAGGUCGUUGGGUUGUUCAUGAUGAGAUGGAAGAACCUGUCGUCAUGAAUAGCAAAGAGGUUGCUGCUCGUUUUGGUGGGAUACAUGUCGUUGAUUACUUCAACGGAAAAAAACCACAAGUUCGUUUGUGGUAGACAAUUUAGAACUUCACCACUUCACAUAUCAUAAUCAUAUUACUAUAACUUCUCUUUCAUAUUCUCAUUGUAAUAAAAGCAGCUCCACAUACAUAUUAUUAUAUAUGGAGGUCUUAUAUGUAGCUAUGUAAUGGGACUAUUACUAUAUAUAUUUCCAGUCUUAUAUAAUGUUGUUGGACAUGUACUCAAAUAACAUUCGAGUGCAACUCUUAAGGAAACUCAAUGUGUUCUUUGUUUUCUUCCAUAAUUUCACUC